GUGCCAAUACCAAUAACAACUCAGGGGUUGUAUGUUACUCGUGUGGACAACCUGGUCACAUUAGUCAUCAAUGUCCAAAUCGGCAACCACCUGUUGUUAGCCAGGGACUCCAGGUACAAAAUAAUACCACCACUACAAACCCUAAUAGUUCCGUCUCACAAGAAACCCUCCAAGCUUUAUUGGCCCUAAUUAAUAAUAGUACACCA
This is a messenger RNA of Scutellospora calospora, 206 nucleotides long. The record is from the annotation of a GenBank genome assembly. Lineage: Eukaryota; Fungi; Glomeromycota; Glomeromycetes; Diversisporales; Gigasporaceae.